GUCUUUCUGCUCAUGCCUGUCAGAAGAUGGCCGAAGCCGGCGAGGCCGUGGCCGGCCCGUCGCCGCCGCCACCGCCACCGUCGCUGCUCCUCAGCCGGGGCAGGGCCCUUGGCGAGCUGGGCGGCAGCACUCAGGGCGCGCAGCGGCUCCUGGCCUAUAGCGACGCGCUGCUUUCCAUCAUCGCCACCGUCAUGAUUUUGCCAGUGGCUCAUACAAAAAUACAUCCUGAUCAGGAACUCAAUGAAAGUGUUCAGCAGCUGCUAGCCACCAAAAUUGCUGUUUAUCUGAUGACAUUUUUGAUAGUAACAGUGGCUUGGGCAGCUCAUGUCAGACUUUUCCAAGUGAUUGAACUCAUUGACGAUGUUCUUGCGCUUCUAAAUUUGGCCUGCAUGAUGCUGAUUACUUUUUUGCCGUACACGUUCUCCUUAAUGGCCUCCUUUCCAGAUGUUCCGUUUGGCAUUUUCAUGUUUAGUAGCUGUGCUGUUAUAAUCGGCUUUGUCCAGGCAGUCAUUGUCAUGUAUGGGUUCCAGCACCCAUAUCUACUUAAUCACCAAAUCCAGGUGUCUGAAAACCAAGCAUUUUAUAAGUAUCAUAUCUUGAAGAUUAUAGUACGAGGACCAACACUUAGCUUUGUCGCUGCCAUCUUUUCAUUCUUCUUCAUCCCAAUGUCUUACGUGUUCCUGGGGCUCAUUAUAUUCUUCCCGCAUAUCCGGCACCUAACCAAAUGGUUUACAAGCAAGACCACUGGUCGGGAAGAGGAGUUGCCUUUAGAGUCGUUUACUUUUUAUCUCAAUGAACCUCUGAGCAAGGAAAGAGUAGAAGCCUUCACUGAUGGGGUCUAUGCCAUUGUAGCAACCCUGUUAAUUCUGGAUAUAUGCGAAGAUAACGUUCCUGAUGCUAAAGUAGUUCGAGAGAAAUACCACGGACACCUCAUCAGUGCUUUGGGCGAAUACGGUCCGAAUUUCCUUGCCUACUUUGGCUCGUUCGUCACUGUCGGCCUUCUCUGGUUUGUCCACCACUCGCUAUUCCUCCAUGUGACGAAAACCACUCAACUGAUGGGCCUCCUCAAUAACCUUUCCCUGGCUUUCAUCGGAGGGCUCCCUCUCGCUUACCAGCUGACCAGCAAGUUCGCCAAGAAGUCCCACAAUGAAAUUGAAGCCAUCCAGGUCAGCUGCGUUACCAUUUUUUUCGGCAGCAUCUUCCAGUUCGGCAUAUGGACGGCCGCUCUGUUCUACGAAAGAGAGACGUUGCAUCCUUACGCCAGCUGGGCACGAUCGGCUGCAGCUCAGUGGCGAGCAUCUUCAGUCGCCUCCAUUUUUUGGAGCACCGGUCCCGAACUCGUCAGGAAGGCCUUCAUGUCGAUGGCUUUCGGAAGAGGCUGAGCUUUUUAGAAGGGCGCUGAAGGCCUCACAGUGAGGCAGCAGCGUGGCAAAGCUUAGGUGGCAAAGUGCGUUAGGAAUUCUGUGCCUGACAUCUGCUGCAAGUUCUGGUUUUUAAUUCAGUGGUUUCUACCCACCUUGGGUCCCAGAUUUCUGGGAGGAAGGUAGGCUUAUAGCAUUUUAAAUGUAUACCUGAGCCCCUCUGCCUUUGCUUUGCGUACAGAAUAGCGUGCGGGUUGGUGGAUGUGUUUAACAGGACCUUAUCAAUUUGAUGGUCUAAGUCUUCUUGCUGGGAAUGGUUAUGGAGGAAGAGCAGGAAGUCUGAGACUGUGGCUUUACCUCUCUGUGAGGGGAUUCAAUAAUGUCAAGGAGUAGUAAAAGCAGUGAACUGAUAUGCAUAAACCCAUUGGCUCCGUAUGACCAGGAAGACAUGUAUCAGGCCGUAAAAUGGGCAUGUAUGAUAGGAUGCAUUAAUAUCAACAGAUGUACCCCGGUUAGACAGUGUCAUCGAUGCAACGAACAUGAAAUUGAGCCAACGUCAGAGGAUGGCAG
Messenger RNA from Gekko japonicus, 1931 nucleotides. It is a transcript of the gene TMEM175, whose product is annotated as transmembrane protein 175. Bases 27 to 1382 code for a protein of 451 amino acids. Gene Ontology annotation, cellular component: endosome; lysosome. NCBI's taxonomy places the organism in Eukaryota, Metazoa, Chordata, Lepidosauria, Squamata, Gekkonidae. Gene Ontology annotation, molecular function: proton channel activity; potassium ion leak channel activity. The record is from RefSeq and is a predicted model, not a curated record. The transcript has 11 exons.